GGUAGCGGGCGGGUGACGAGCAGCUGCUGUCACCACGAGUCCCUUGCUCUCACUCAGCCCCUUGCCAGCCCUCACUCAGCCCGCAGCCAGGCCCUUUCCGCAAGCCCCGGACACUUGUUUUUUGCACGUGGCACCUGCUGUCUGUCAGUGCCUCUCGCGGUGACCCUCGGCCAAAGACACUUCGGGCACCACUCGGCCACCCGGACCUCCUGCGCCGCCGAGUGGGCCGCAUCGCCAGGCUCGACAGGGCCGCACCGCGCGCCCGGGCCACCAUGGAGGCGCAGUGUUACCCCGGCGGCGUGGCCAACCCGUACGGCGUGGCCCAGGAGCGGCCCUCCGAUGUGACCAUGAUGACGGGCGUGGCCCAGGUGGCCACCUCCACCCACGGCCCCCUCGUGGCCCGCUCCUCGGCCCAGGACUGCUGCUACGACUGGUCCGCCCUCCCCAGCCACUACACCACGCCCAUGAAGGAGAUGGAAGCGUGCCUCCUGGCGGCAGGCAAGGGCCGACCCGAGGACUACCACGGCUACCCCACGCAGCUGACGUGCCCGACCGGCCACCCGACGGGCAUCCCCUCCCUGUCGGUCAAGGAGAGGGCAGGCUCCCCUCGCUCGCCCAUGAAAGAACAGAAGGAGGAGCCUAUGAACAUUUCCGAGAAGCCUCCACAGCAGCAGCAGGCGCCGCAGCAGCAGCCGCAGCACCCGCAGCACCAGCAGGACCAGCAGCAGAAGAAGCCCCUUCACCCGAAGCUCGUGAGUGUGAGCGCCAGUCUGGAGAUGAAGGCGCUCUGGGACGAGUUCAACGAGCUCGGGACGGAGAUGAUCGUCACCAAGGCCGGAAGUGAUGUGAAUAGUUAUGUAAAGUAUGGUACACAAUUUUCUUUCGGCAAAGAGAUCGUCACCAAGGCCGGAAAGAAUGAAUCAAAAGAACUUCCUCAGUCGGUCCCGAGAUCCAUCGGCGUUCGAAGCCCGCUGGUGUCAGGGCAGUACUUGAUGGUCUUGACAAAUAUGUUAUUCGCACUCCAACUCAACGUCCUCUGGGAUUCGGACGAUGAGGAGGCGAUGAUGAGAUCUUUAAGGGUGUCUAAGGAGCAGGGAUUUCGAGUCAAGAUUCAUGAUUCAACUGGAGUGACGUCACGGCAGGAGCAGCAGCAGCAGCAGCAGCAGCAGAAACCAUGGCGUUCGUGCGGGUCGCCCUGA
Messenger RNA from Penaeus chinensis, 1199 nucleotides. RefSeq lists its product as uncharacterized. Gene Ontology annotation, biological process: positive regulation of DNA-templated transcription. Gene Ontology annotation, molecular function: DNA-binding transcription factor activity. The coding region runs from base 273 to 1199 and encodes 308 amino acids. The transcript has 6 exons. Gene Ontology annotation, cellular component: nucleus. The record is from RefSeq and is a predicted model, not a curated record. NCBI's taxonomy places the organism in Eukaryota, Metazoa, Arthropoda, Malacostraca, Decapoda, Penaeidae.